CUCCGAGCCGCCUCCGCGCGGGCGGCCGUGUCCUGGAGACGGGAAGCAGCCGGCGGCCUGCCAUGGAGGGAGCGCGCGGGUCUCCUCGGCGCCCGGACCCAGAUUAGCGGGCGGCGGCCACGGCGCGGGGCCUCCCAGCGGCCUGAUGGACGAGGGCAAGGUAGGUGGUGGCAAAGUGAAGAAACCAGGUAAACGGGGCCGUAAACCAGCUAAAAUAGAUUUGAAAGCCAAACUCGAGAGAAGCCGGCAGAGCGCGAGGGAAUGCAGAGCGAGGAAGAAACUGAGGUACCAGUAUCUGGAAGAGCUGGUUUCAAGCCGAGAAAGAGCCAUCUGUGCUCUUAGAGAAGAACUGGAAAUGUACAAGCAGUGGUGCAUGGCAAUGGAUCAAGGGAAAAUCCCCUCUGAAAUUAAAGCCCUCCUGAGCGGAGAAGAGCAAAGUAAACCUCAGCAGAAUGUGGGCAAGAUGGCCAAAGCCGUAAAGGGGGACGCCAAUAGCCGUGGUUCUUGGUGAAGGUCAGUCCAAGCAGACUGAAGCCCAUAUUUAAAAAACAAGCUGAUUUUUUUUAAAAAACAGUAAUCUGUGGAUUUAAUGCAAAGGCGCCCAUCCUUGGUUGUUUUGCCCAUCGCGGAUUUGGCUGUUCUGCAGUUGGAGUUUGAGCUGACUUUCAAAAUGAACCUAACAGCAAGAGGGCAGAAGUAAAUCUUUUUAAUCCACUUUGGUUUAAGAAGCCAAUAUGUGUGGUGUGUGUGCAGGAAUAUCUGCUGAAGCAGAGAAAGAAAGGCCCAGGGUGAUACCAACCCCGAGUCUGUUCCAAAAUGUAACAGAAACUCUGGGGCUGAUUUUGUGGGUAGAAGUGGCUGAGAAAAAGGAGCAGAGCUUCGUUCCUGAGGCUAGGGCCUCCAAACUCUCCUCAGUUGUGUCAAGGUCUAUAAUUGUGCUUCUGAUUUUGUUUUCAUUACUCAUGUAGCAUUUAUUUAAGGAAAAUACUAUGCAGUAAAGAAAUAGAGUUUUAUUAUUCAAGAGGUAGCCUGUUCUGCAUUGGAUAUAUAUAGUGCAGUGUUCUUCAAACUUGGACUUCAAAUGAUACUUGGACCUCAAAUCCCAGAAUUCCCCAACCAGCAUGGCCUUUGAUGAGAAUUCUGGGAGUUGAAGUACAUGGAUCUUAAAGUUGCCAAGUUUGAAAAACACUGAUCUACUGCAUGCGGAUAUAUCCCACUGUGGAUGGCCAAUAUGUCCUCGCCUUCCCCUUUCUCUUCCGUGGUUUCUGAGCUAGUGGGGUUUAGAUCUAGUUGUGAAUUGUGAAAUCCUUGAGUCCUGUGUCUCAGCCUCAAGUUGUGAAUGCUGAAAUCCUUCAGAUGACAGGAUGUUCUUGCCUUAAGCAAAGGGGCUCUGCCCGCCGCUUGGGGGGAAGACACCGGUCCAGCUUACUAGGAUGGGCGAGGCUGCGCCUGUGAGACGCUUUGGUGAGACGGCCCCUCUUUUACAGCAGUUGCAUUCGCAGGCCACCCUGUUCACAGUCAAGCGUGUCGCUGUGACGCUGCUGCUCCUUCCUCAGCGCAGGCUAGCUCGCUGUGGGUGGAGUGGGCUAUUUGAAUUCGUUUCUUCUUUCACUGCUCAGUUCAAGGCUUCAUCAGUAGGUGAACAGGUCAUUUGAGCAGCAGUGAAAUCACUCUUCAGCAGCAAAGCGUUGUGGUCAGUUUCUGUUUCCUAAGCUUGUGUCUUUGCUUAGAGCUGCUUGUUAAUAGGAGUGACGUGUCAAGAGUACUGUAGUCUUUUUUCUUUUUGCUCAGUGCAGUCGUGGAGCAGUUUGAUAGGGAAGAUGCCCCCACCUAUCUGGCUAGAGAGAGAGAGGAACAGAAGCAGCUUGCCCAUUUCCCUCGCCUUACCGUCCCUCUUGGUAACGGGGCAAGCGGUUUACGUCUGGCAUAAAAGGGUGGGAAGGGCCUGGGAGUUUGUGGAGAAGGGCUAGCAAGUGAACGGAGCCUUCAGGACUUCUCACGCCUCCGGUUCCAUGGGAUCGUUGUGCCUGUAGAAUUGUGUGUUGGAAAGGGGGAAAUAUUGGAAACUUGCAACCUAAUGCUGUGUGUGUUUUGCUGCGGGGGACAAAAUACUUAAAUUAUUGUGAGACCCAAGUGUGUCCUUUUGUAUUAAAGUGGAUGUAACAAA
This is a messenger RNA of Candoia aspera, 2167 nucleotides long. It is a transcript of the gene CREBL2, whose product is annotated as cAMP responsive element binding protein like 2. The record is from RefSeq and is a predicted model, not a curated record. The transcript has 4 exons. Gene Ontology annotation, molecular function: DNA-binding transcription factor activity. Gene Ontology annotation, cellular component: nucleus. Bases 146 to 511 code for a protein of 121 amino acids. Gene Ontology annotation, biological process: regulation of DNA-templated transcription. Lineage: Eukaryota; Metazoa; Chordata; Lepidosauria; Squamata; Candoiidae.